Filobasidium floriforme is the source of this 1029-nucleotide messenger RNA. RefSeq lists its product as uncharacterized. The coding region runs from base 189 to 539 and encodes 116 amino acids. The transcript has a single exon. NCBI's taxonomy places the organism in Eukaryota, Fungi, Basidiomycota, Tremellomycetes, Filobasidiales, Filobasidiaceae. The record is from RefSeq and is a predicted model, not a curated record.
CUCGAUCGAAUCAACCUCGACGGCUUAUGAACCCCUACGGAAUUUCGAAGAUACCCCAAGCUGCUUUGCAGCCUUUUCAAGGUGCAAGCUUGAUACCAAUUCGACUGUCACGGGCAACAUGAAACCGACCGGACUUGGGGUACGAUCACGAAAGACGAGGGUUUUGAGACGGAUAAGAUCGGGUUGGGAUGCACUGGAAUAUACAUUAUAUUAUACCUCGGUUUGGCCCGAGGUGGUUUCCGUACCGUCUUUUCGCCUCUGGACUGGUGAUCAUCUACGUAUCGGCCGAUCGAUUGAGGCUUUCCGAAUCCGUCUCGUCGCCAUCUGCACCCCGGUCCCGGAUGCAGGAAAGUUCCCGGGAUCGUUUUUCCGAGAAUGGAGAAGCUGGUUCUCGGGUCGUUUCGCAUUCCGUGGUCAUGCGGGUUACUGCAAGGCUGGAUGACGGUCAAUCUUAUCAGCCUGAGGGGGUUUGGUCGCGUCGAGGUCCAGGUCGAGAAGCGGGCUGGGUCACAAUUAUCUCGGGAGUAGUCGCUGUCUAGGGGGGCGGCAGUCGAGGCUGCGAGACGAAACACGGAUUGGAAGAAGUGGUUUGAUUUCGGUAAAGCUCUGGGCCCGCCAAGGUCAGCAAGGCGGAAAAGGUGCUCUGACCUAAGAUCCAGCUCGAAUUCAGACUUGCCAUAGGCCAAUCAAGGUCAGAAGAUAGAGCUUAGGUAGAUGAAGAGGUGCAACCAGGUUGCCAUUGUGCGAGCUGAUGAUCAACUAAUAGAUCUACUUGCAUGCUCAUCGAUCUACUCUCACGGUCGUUAGCAAUAUGUAGCACCUGUGUCCGUAAGGGACCGGUGCGUCUUGAAUAAGCUUUGGCCCCGUCACCAUUCUAUCUUAUGCUCCCGAGAGUUUGACUGUUCUCCUCGGUUGAUAAGGUUAGAGGCCGAAUCCCACAUCAAGCAAUAAUCAUGGGAAAUUUACUGAAUGCUCAGAGUGGAACCACCGGUUCAGAUUCAGCCAAGCAACUUUGGUCAACAGGUUGCU